Messenger RNA from Aspergillus costaricaensis CBS 115574, 1129 nucleotides. RefSeq names its product zinc-binding alcohol dehydrogenase family protein. The record is from RefSeq and is a predicted model, not a curated record. Lineage: Eukaryota; Fungi; Ascomycota; Eurotiomycetes; Eurotiales; Aspergillaceae. Gene Ontology annotation, molecular function: oxidoreductase activity, acting on NAD(P)H. The transcript is spliced from 2 exons. The coding region runs from base 50 to 1129 and encodes 359 amino acids.
CCUCGUCCAUCCAUCCCACUGUUCAUUUCUGCUACUAGCAACUGUCAAAAUGAAGGAAGCACUUGUAUUUCGCAAGAAUGGGCCCAUGGAGGUUAAGAUUCACUCCGUGCCUAUUCCCAAACCCGGACCGGACGAGAUUUUGAUCAAAGUCGUCGUUAGCGGCACAAACCCCAAGGACUGGAAAUUCCCUGACUGGAUGGAUGCAUUUGAUGGGAAAAACACAGGCGACGAUAUCGCUGGCUAUGUACACGAGGUUGGCCAAAACGUCUCCGAGUUCAGAGUCGGAGACCGUGUGGCUGCCUUCCACGAUUAUAUGACGCCGCAUGGGAGCUUCGCAGAAUACGCCAUUGGGAAUGUGCACGCUACUUUUCACAUCCCGCCACAUAUUUCAUUCGAAGAAGCAGCCACGGUGCCCUUGGCUGCAUUGACCGCCUCGAUCGCACUGUUUGCACGCCUGGGCCUACCUGAACCAUGGCUCGGAAACAAAUCUUGGGCCACCAAGCCUGCAGGAGGAGUUCUUGUCUAUGGUGCUGCGACAGCUGUCGGAUCAUUUGCGAUCAGACUGUUACAGAAAGCAGACAUCCAUCCUAUCAUCGGCGUCGCUGGAAAGGGUAUGGAUUAUGCUCGGAGUUUAAUGAACAGUGAAAAGGGUGAUGUCGUCAUUGACUACCGGGACGGCGAAUCUGCGAUCGUACGGGGAAUACAGGAUGCCAUCCCCGCUGGUGAAAGUCUCCAAUAUGCAUUAGACGCGGUCAGCGAAGCAUCGAGCUUCCAGGUGGUCGAGAAGGUUCUGGACCAGACAUCGGGCGCAGUGUCACUCGUUACGCCGGAGGCACCUAAACAUUUAUUCAGCACGAUACGGGUUGAAUUCAGCAACGUUGGAAGUAGCCACGGGGAUGACAAGGAUUUCGCUUAUGUGUGGUCGCGAAUGAUUAGCAGGGGCCUCAGUGAGGGUUGGCUCAAGCCUCAUCCCCAUGAAGUAACCCCGGGUGGUCUGGAGGGUGUAGAAACCGCUCUGAAUAACUUGAAGGCUGGGAAGGCUAGUGCUGUGAAAAUUACUUCAACCGACAAGUCCAUCAUCGAACGAGGCAUCUCUGCAGUCUAUAUCCACGAAACUUCGAAACAGUAA